AUAUUAUCUAUCAAUGAUGUUGAGGUCGGUAUGGAGAAAUGGACAACAAAGGUCACUGUCCAGGAGAAACAGCAAGUUACCUCAUCAAUUAGCACACCAACUAGGAAACAAAAGUUUAUCUUCAUUGAUUCUGAGGGAUCAAAGGUUGAAGGCAUCAUAUUUAAUGCUGAUAUUGCUAUAAUGAGCCCCAGAAUAGAGGUUUACAAAAAGUACCUCAUCUCCAAUGCUCAGGUCAAAAAAAUCCCUGAAAACUUUAGAACCACUGACCUAGCAAUCCAAUGGAUAAUCACCAGUCGAACAAUUAUUGAAGAGAUUGUAGACGAAGACGAUGUUAUGGCUGCACAGUUUACGUAUACCAACUUUACGGACUUGGCACAGUACAUGGACCGCAAGGACAUUUCUGUUGAUAUUAUGGGAAUUGUUAUUGCUGCUUUGGAUGAAAAAAUUGUCACCGUUAAUUCAAAGGAAGCACGAGUCCAGAAGCUUGUUCUUGUUAAUGAAGAAUUGCAAACACUUAUGCUGUCUAUGUGGAAUGCUUUUAUUGACAAUGAAGGCUCCAAGAUUAUUUCGGAAAUUCAGAACUAUCCUGUUCUUAUUGGAAGAAGGCUAAAGGUUCAAAAUUAUAAUGGGCAAGUAGAAAUGCCAAAUGCCUUGCAGACAUUGUUACAAAGAGAACAUACAAUUGAUACAAUCCUGAUCUCUCUUUCCAAGCAGAUCAAAAAAUUACUGAUAUAUCAAAUAUCAGCUCAAAACACAAGAAUGUGUGGGUGAAAGCAUCAUUCUUAUUUGAUCACAUCUUCCAAAAAUUUUGGUACAUGGGGUGUGAAAAAUGCUUCUGCUCCACGUCUGCCGAUUAUGGUGUCUUGUUCAUGUGUAAUACUUGUAAACAAAAGCACAAGGCUGAACCAAGGUGUAAAUUUGAUGUUGACCUCUCUGAUGACACCGGAACAGUCACA
Coffea eugenioides is the source of this 956-nucleotide messenger RNA. RefSeq lists its product as uncharacterized. The record is from RefSeq and is a predicted model, not a curated record. The transcript is spliced from 7 exons. NCBI's taxonomy places the organism in Eukaryota, Viridiplantae, Streptophyta, Magnoliopsida, Gentianales, Rubiaceae. The coding region runs from base 31 to 771 and encodes 246 amino acids.